CCGGCCCGCGGCCAAUCGGCGGCCGCCAUGCUGGGCCGGCAGCCAACGAGCCAAUCACAGGCGGCCUUUGAGGGCCCUGGGUCAUGUGAGCGAGCAAGAUGGCGGCGCCCACGGGGAGGGCGUGAGCAGGGGUUUGGGGACUCUCCUCGGGCGGCCUGAAGCGAUCCUGCUGCGAUCCUGCCCGCUCUGCCCGCUUUCUCCGCUGCUGCGUCCUGCCAAGCCCCAGCCGAAGCAGGCUCGGUCCCAUAGGCCGGGCUUAGGACACAGCCUUCACGUUAUAACAGCAACUUCAGAACUUCAAGAUGACAGGAAGAGAGUUUCUUGAACUAGAUUCUCCACAGCAAAGACUAAUUUUGGAAAGAUUUAAGCGGAUGGAAAUCAUACAAAAGUUGUUCAAUGAGCUUCCUAAAGCAGAUCAGAACCUUUGUAAUCAUGGAAAAUACUUCCUAGCAGCAAAUUCAAGCUUAUGUGGCUUAGCAGCAAAUAAUUUCUUCAGGAGCAUCCUACAUGUCAGAAAGGCUUCCCUGGUGUCUGCUAUUCCAAUGGCUGUUAUUCCGUUUCUUUCAACAGCAGCAAUUUAUGAAGCUUUUGUGUAUGACCCUUUAUUUUCAGGUCAGCUGAACUGUGAGGUCUGUGCUGUGAUCAGAGGAGGAUUAGUAGGUGCAGUUAUGGGUGGUUUCUAUCCCAUUUUCCUGGCUAUCCCCUUGAAUGGAAGCCUUGCAGCCAGGUAUAUGUCAACUCCCUUGCCAGGGAAAGAAAACCUGUUACGCUACUGGCUCACAACUUCUCAGCCUGUCUUCAGAAAGAUGAGUCUGGGCAUACUGGUACAGGCUCUGACUGGAUUAUAUCUUGCCACUAAACAGCACGGAAUAUAUAUCAAAAUGCUGCUGCAGAUGAACAGUAGCAGGGAUCCUGAAGAGCUACCUGAGUGAAGUAAAGCAACUUUUUAAUUGCCUUGGAUAAGUAACCAUAAUAAACAAGAAAAAGAAG
Camarhynchus parvulus is the source of this 990-nucleotide messenger RNA. RefSeq names its product transmembrane protein 126A-like. Gene Ontology annotation, cellular component: mitochondrion. Bases 303 to 932 code for a protein of 209 amino acids. The transcript has 6 exons. The record is from RefSeq and is a predicted model, not a curated record. Gene Ontology annotation, biological process: mitochondrial respiratory chain complex I assembly. Lineage: Eukaryota; Metazoa; Chordata; Aves; Passeriformes; Thraupidae.